Molecule: messenger RNA, 439 nt
Organism: Oryza sativa Japonica Group (Japanese rice)
Lineage: Eukaryota; Viridiplantae; Streptophyta; Magnoliopsida; Poales; Poaceae
Source: RefSeq, a predicted model, not a curated record
AUGGUGAGCAGCAAACCGAAGUGGUGGCUGGGGAGCACCGGCAGCAUGCCCCCCUUGUCGUCGCAGUGCGUCACGCCGGGGAUCGGCUCCACGCCGACCAUCUCGACGCUGUCCAGCUUGAAGUCCCUCAGCCUGCACAAGAACCUGUCCGGCCUCUUCCUGAUCUCCGGCUUGAGCCACCCCUUCAGCAUCGGGUUCGCCGCCACGUCGUACGUCCACCCACCCGGGCCUCAGCCGGAGCGGCCUGUCGAGGUCUUCGUCCCAGCUGAAAUCACCUCCGAGCACCACGUCCCCGUGCCCGUGUUACGAUCUAUCCAGCGAAUUCUAGAGGAAGUGGAAGAACAGAGUAAGAACGGGAGGAACAGAGGAGGAAAUGUCAAAAUAGAGAAGAAGGUUUGAUUUGGGGAAUAGUUUUGUGUUUUGUGUUUACACUUUCGAC